Mauremys mutica (yellowpond turtle) is the source of this 1748-nucleotide messenger RNA. RefSeq names its product peptidylprolyl isomerase like 1 (gene PPIL1). Gene Ontology annotation, biological process: protein folding; protein peptidyl-prolyl isomerization. The transcript has 4 exons. Lineage: Eukaryota; Metazoa; Chordata; Testudines; Geoemydidae. Bases 121 to 621 code for a protein of 166 amino acids. Gene Ontology annotation, molecular function: peptidyl-prolyl cis-trans isomerase activity. The record is from RefSeq and is a predicted model, not a curated record. Gene Ontology annotation, cellular component: catalytic step 2 spliceosome.
AGCUUGGCCCCCAGCGCACCCGCCCGCGUCCCAAAAGAGGAGGGAGCGGGUUGGCUGUGACACCGGAGGUGCGCAACGCUGCUGUUCCCCUGGGCGGAGUGUUUCCGGCGUGCGAGCAGCAUGGCCGCGGUGCCCCCCGACUCCUGGCAGCCGCCCGCCGUCUCCAUGGAAACCACCAUGGGGACCAUUGUCCUGGAGCUGUACUGGAAACACGCGCCCAAGACCUGUAAGAACUUCGCUGAAUUAGGCAGGCGAGGUUAUUACAAUGGCACAAAGUUCCACAGGAUCAUUAAAGACUUCAUGAUCCAAGGGGGAGAUCCGACGGGAACAGGCAGAGGGGGUGCAUCCAUUUAUGGGAAGCAGUUUGAAGAUGAACUUCAUCCAGAACUAAAAUUUACAGGUGCAGGAAUCCUUGCCAUGGCUAAUGCCGGCCCAGACACGAAUGGCAGUCAGUUCUUUAUAACCUUGGCACCAACCCAGUGGCUCGAUGGGAAGCACACUAUCUUUGGCCGUGUUUGCCAAGGGAUUGGGGUGGUGAACAGAGUGGGCAUGGUGGAGACAAAUGCCCAAGAUCGCCCAGCAGAUGAUGUGAAGAUUCUGAAGGCUUACCCAUCGGGUUAGACCAGGGUCCUCUGCAGUUAAUCUGUUGGCACUCCCAUGUGUUAAAUCCUGUAUCCCCCAUGGGAUUGUCCUGUCAUUCCAGGGAAUGCGAGCCAGUGGUUUAGGCCCAGCGUUUACCUACUCUACAAUCUAUUUGAGGCAGUUUUUUUUUAAAGUAAAGCGGAUUUAAAAAUAUCUACAAUUAGUUUGCCUAGGAACUAAAGUGAACCGGGUUCUCUUCAAGAGCGCUGGCAGUGCUGUUUCUCCUGAGCUACCUCCUGCCUCACUGGGGAAAGGGUCUCUUGUCAAAGCCUUGUGGCCUGAAAUUACCCCUGCUGAACCCUGUUUUGGUUGGUGUGCCCAGGGUGCAAGUACCCACCAUGCCACCCCUUUGCUCUCUGUUCUGAGUGGUAAGGGAACUGUCUCAUGCAAAGGCCACACAGAGCAGAUGGCUGGCAUGCCAUGCAUACUCACAGCUGUGCUGCAAUCCAGUGUGGCUGUUGGACCUCAGCAGCAAAGGAGCAAUAACAAGGUUGCAGCACUCUCUCCUUUGAGGGUGAGGGAGUUGACAUGUCGAGAGAAGGAAGAUUCUAAUCAGGAGAGUCUGACAACUUGCAUCCUCAUUUAUUGGUAAACGUUGGGCCUAGCCAGCUUGACGGCAUCCCCUUUAACACACUCUCCGAGCUGGGCAAUCAGUGACUUUGUCUUAUUUUUCUAAAAGGCAACCAAAAGGCCAUGUUAAUCUAUAGGAUCAUUUGAACCAAGAGUACAGUGGAACAUGAUUAAUGUGCCGAACUGGACUAGGAGAACAGGCAGUGGGAAAUUUUUCCCCAGCACCCAAGAACUUAUUCCAGCAUGUGGGGCUACCUUAAAUGUCAUUCAUUCAUGUUUAGAAUGAACUUGUAAGGAGAAUCCACAGCUUCCUGGAGAAGAGCAGAAUCUUCCAUGGUCUCUAGGAUAUGGAUACCGAAUCCCCCUCUCUCAGAGAACUGAGUUUCUGUGAAAUCUAAUUCAGCCCCCCCGUUAAAGCUCCUUGUCACAGGAGACUUGUUGCAGGAAGACAGAUGUGUGCGUGCAUGGAAGAUCAGUGUGCUCUCGUAUACUCUUUGUAAUACAUGGAUUUUCUUAAAAUAAAGGUCUGAAAUGCA